AAAUGUUUCCCAUGUUUAAACUCUCCGAUUCUCCCAUAAGUUGUUGAACUUAUAUUGAAACUAUUUCUCCAAGUUUCCCAUAAGUUGUUUUUUUGGGGGUUGAUUGUUCGGAUGUUGUGAACAGGACAAGCUAUUGGACCAGACAAGUGUGACCCAUUUGUUUCAAAUUACCAAGCAUUUAGGUGUAUUGACUACUGGAGUGACCGCUGAUGCUAGGACCUUGGUCCAACAGGCUAGGAAUGAAGCUGCUGAGUUCCGUUUUAAAUAUGGUUAUGAAAUGCCAGUAGAAGUGCUUUCCAGAUGGAUUGCAGACAAAUCUCAGGUUUAUACUCAGCAUGCCUACAUGAGACCCCUCGGAAUUGUUGCGAUGGUUUUGGGUAUUGAUGAAGAAAAAGGACCCCAGCUCUUCAAGUGUGAUCCUGCUGGUCAUUUUUUUGGUCAUAAGGCAACUAGUGCUGGAUCUAAAGAACAAGAGGCAAUCAACUUUCUUGAGAAGAAGAUGAAAAAUGACCCAGCUUUCUCAUACGAGGAAACAGUUCAGACUGCAAUUUCGGCUCUUCAAUCAGUAUUACAAGAGGAUUUCAAGGCCAGUGAGAUUGAGGUUGGUGUGGUGAGACAGGAAGACACAUCUUUCAGAGUGUUAUCAACUGAGGAGAUUGAUGAACACUUGACUGCUAUCAGCGAGCGCGACUAAUUUUCACUGAUAAGUUCUCUCCACACACACACACACACAUUGCUCUUUAAUCAAUUAGGGAAUUCAAAUUUCAAAUUUUGUGUUGUGGUGCAACUUUCCCUUCAGAUAUUUAAACACCAUUUUACCAAGACCUGUUUUUUUACACAAGAACCUUAAAUUCUCAAAUGCAUGUCUUGUUUUUG
Messenger RNA from Cuscuta campestris, 876 nucleotides. NCBI's taxonomy places the organism in Eukaryota, Viridiplantae, Streptophyta, Magnoliopsida, Solanales, Convolvulaceae. The record is from the annotation of a GenBank genome assembly.